Prunus armeniaca (apricot) is the source of this 378-nucleotide messenger RNA. The record is from the annotation of a GenBank genome assembly. NCBI's taxonomy places the organism in Eukaryota, Viridiplantae, Streptophyta, Magnoliopsida, Rosales, Rosaceae.
AUGAAGCCUGUAGGAUGCAGAUGGGUUUUUUCAGUUAAGUAUAAUGUAGAUGGUACUGUGGAGAGGUACAAGGCAAAAUUAGUAGCUAAAAGGUUCACUCAGACUUAUGGAGUUGAUUAUCGUGAUACUUUUGCACCUGUGGCUAAGAUGAAUACUGUCAGAGUUUUGUUGUCCUUAACAGUAAACUUAGAUUGGACCUCGAGGCAAUUUGAUGUAAAAAAUGCAUUCUUACAUGGUGAACUAGAAGAAGAAGUGUACAUGAGUCUUCCACCAGGGUAUAGCGUUAUCGGUGACACGGGGAACGUGUGUGUGGUAGCAAAUAUUUUCGUCUUCAAUCUUGGCACGCCAUGUGGAAAAGAAGAUUAUCUCUUAAAUUAA